UCGAGUACAUUACAAUAAGAACAAUAAUGGAAAAAACGUGGAUGUUUUAUUCCUGCAGACAAUAUUAAAAAAUAAUGCACCCUAACAUAAUGCUAUAGCUAUACAUCGUCGUUAUUAAUGCAAGAACAUUGUAGUCAGAGACUCAGAAUUCUGACGACAUAUUAUAUUUUAUCAUUGUUGGGGAAAGAUUUGCUAUUACGUUAAAUGCGACGAUAAAAAUAUGGAUUUAUUGCCGGUAAAUUUCUUUGUUUUUCGUUUCUGCGGAAUAUGGAAAGAACAUAAAGAUAGUAACUUGAUAAUACGUUUUGCAAUAUUUUGCUACAGAUACAUCAUUGCAAUUUUAAUAUAUCACUUAACGAUAGUUGAAAUAAUCGAGCUCAUACGUAUAAGAAACGAUGUGGAAUCUGUAACGGAGAGCUUAUUUGUUGUUUUAACUUUCAUGUCAUUGUGCCUAAAAUAUCUAAAUUUUUCGGUGCGACAGUGCGAAUUGCGUGCCUUAUUAGAUUGCUUUCGUACCAAAAUUUGUCAACCGAAAGAUUUUGCCGAAAAAUCGAUAUUAAAACAAUACAAUCGCAAAGCUAAAGAAAUCAGCUGUGUCUACAUGUUUAUGUGUCAAAUAACGGGUUUAUUGUUCCUCAUAAUGCCUCUACUGAUUCAAGACAAAAGAUCUUUACCAUUCAAGACAUACAUACCGUAUUCUACCACAACGUUACUUCCUUACGUAUUGACUUAUCUUCAUCAAAGCAUAGGUUUAAUUUAUAGAAUAUUAUUAAAUGUCUCUUUGGACUCAAUUGUGUAUGGUUUCAUUAUUCAUACUUGCGGACAAAUUGAACUGUUGUGCCAUCGAUUGAGACAAAUAUUUCAAUUUCUUCAAAAUAAUAAUGAAAAAAAUGCAAUUGCCAUUGAAAGUUUCGCUAUCGCAGAAUGCGUGAGACAUCAUAUUUUAGUUUAUAACAUUAUGUACAAGAUACAAUCAUUAUUUAUGUGGAAUGUUGCUGCUUUAUUCUUCUUCAGCCUCAUCAAUCUUUGUACCAACAUCUAUCAGAUGUCGAAAAAAAAGGUCGUUAGCCUGGAAUUCUUUUAUUUUAACAUGUAUUUAGGAUCAUUGAUGUUCCAAAUAUUUACAUUUUGCUGGUAUGGCAAUGAGCUUGACUUGAAGAAUAAAAAUAUCUCAUCCGCUAUUUAUACAAGCAACUGGAUGACAAUAUCAACAAAACAACGUAAAAGUUUGUUGCUUGUAAUAAUGAUGAGCCAAAAAGGAAAGAUACUUUCUUUCUAUGGAGUUUGCACGCUAAUUCUUAGCAGUUUCACAUGGAUUAUAAAAACGUCCUACUCUGCUUUUAAUUUGCUACAGCAAGCUUCGAUUUAGUACUUUCUACUUAUUCUUUAACAAAUGUAAUACUACUGCUUUAAUUAACAUAAU
Molecule: messenger RNA, 1423 nt
Organism: Camponotus floridanus (Florida carpenter ant)
Lineage: Eukaryota; Metazoa; Arthropoda; Insecta; Hymenoptera; Formicidae
Product: odorant receptor 82a
Exons: 6
Coding region: 221-1369 (382 amino acids)
Biological process (GO): sensory perception of smell; detection of chemical stimulus involved in sensory perception of smell
Cellular component (GO): plasma membrane
Molecular function (GO): olfactory receptor activity; odorant binding
Source: RefSeq, a predicted model, not a curated record